This is a messenger RNA of Morchella importuna, 762 nucleotides long. RefSeq lists its product as uncharacterized. Bases 1 to 762 code for a protein of 253 amino acids. Lineage: Eukaryota; Fungi; Ascomycota; Pezizomycetes; Pezizales; Morchellaceae. The record is from RefSeq and is a predicted model, not a curated record. The transcript is spliced from 2 exons.
AUGCACCGCCAUAUCCUCAUUAAACGCUACAAGCCCAGGAGAGUCCAAUUCAAGGUUACCAGGAGGCCCCGAAAGACCGAAGCCGAGCACUUCCUGGAGCUCGAGCGACAGAUCAGCGACUUCGAACACCGCAUCGAAACCAACCAGAUCCAGAUCGACAACAUCAUCAGUGACUUCGAGCACCGGGUCGAAACCAACCAGAUCCCGCUUAGCCACCUCAUGGGCAACGACCCCAGCUACGCCGCCACCACUUCAAGCAGUAGCAGCAGUAGGGGCAAUGGAGGUUACGCCCAGUACUGUAGUGCAAGCGCCGACGGCUCCCAGUCCAGCAGGCGCCGCAGGGGCGUCUCCAGAACGAGGUUCACCGAGCACCUAGACUAUUCAGACAUGGAUUUCGACGAUGCACUCAUUGAGGCGGCAUUUAGCGACUAUUAUGCACCGGAGGAACGCGGGAGGAGGAUCAAGCUUGACGUCAACGGGGAGCCGUGGUCUGAGCCGAGGAAGCUGUGUGUUGUCGGGGAGAUCCCGGAGGGGUGUGAGGAGCUUGUUGAGGACCUUCGUCGGUUUCCGGAGAAUACAUAUCUUUUGGCAGAGCUGCGGAAGCUUGGGUAUAAGGUGAUUGCAGAUCCGUUGUAUACGGUGAGGCAUAGGUGUUGGUGUCCGACGUGUGCUGGGGGUUGGAAUAGAGGGGUGGGGUGCUGCGCUGUUACGGUUGUUGCGAGGUUUGGGGAUGGAGGGGAUAAUAGCCAUAGGUGGGCUUAG